UCGAGAGCUGCAGUGGUAUUCUCUUAUCUUAUACACCAGGGUAAGAGAAUACUAAACUAUGGAGUUUGUCAUAGAUAUAAUUAGAUUUGUUUUAUAGACGAUUUUGCAGCUUUGGGAAUAAUCUUUCUUCUUUAUUUUAAACAUUUUUUUACUUUGCAUCAACUGUCGAAAAUGUCUUUUGGAAUUCGGAUUUACGCAAUUUGGAUUUUACUUUUGGUCAUUUUUGACGUGGCUCUCUCAAACUAUUCGGAAGACCAAUGUAGCUGGAGAGGCAGUGGUCUGUCCAUGCAGCAGGGAAGUGUGGAGCAGAUCUCCCUCCACUGCUCUGAGGGUACUCUGGACUGGCUGUAUCCCAAAGGAGCCUUGCGACUCACCCUGUCACCCCGUCUGCCCUCUGUGGCGGUGGGGCCUGGCGGGAGCAGCUCUGGCCUCAUCACAGCCUGCGUCAAGCCCUCUGAGCAGUUCCAUGGAGCCCAGCUAUACCUAGAGAGAGACGGGGUCCUGGAGCUUCUGGUAGGGGACCGACUGGAGUCCUCUCCCCCACCAAGGGUUCGCUGCUUCAGCCGCCUGCCAGGGGAGAGGGUGGCUCUCUUCCUGCAAGCUACACCUCACCAGGAUAUCAGCCGGCGGAUCGCCUCCUUUCGGUAUGAGUUGAGAGGGGACUGGACUGCUCGCCUGUCACUUGACUCCAACCCCAUCAGCAGUGAAGAAGCCUGCAGACCCUGCAACAACACUGAAAUCCUGAUGGCUGUCUGUACCAGUGACUUUGUUGUGCGUGGUAACAUCAAGGCAGUGGCCGAAGACGAGAACCUACGGGCGGCAGUGAUCAAGGUUAGCGCCACGAGGGUGUUUCGUCAAAAGUACGCCCUGUUCACCGGCAACAGUCGCCUGACCAGCCGGGGUGAGAUCAGGACUCUGCUUCAAUGUGGUGUCAAACCGGGGCCCGGCAGCUUCCUUUUCACUGGUCGGGUCCACUUUGGGGAGGCCUGGCUGGGCUGCGCUCCCCGCUACAAGGACUUCCAACAGGCAUACAUCAUGGCUAAAGCAGCCCAGCAGAUACCUUGUGAACUGCCAGUAGACUGAGCUGAAGCCUCUCCAGCAGCUUGUCUACCACACAAAAUCAAGGCUGUACUGAAAGCCAGGCCAAAUUCAGCCCUGUUCCAUGUUUCGGAAGAAGCCACGACAAACAACCGUUGGCCGAUGUGGCCAUGGUGCCACUAAUGGAUAUAGUCUUCCCCAAAGGACUGAGGAGUGAAAUAUGCAGUGCAAUAUGCAGUCCCCCGGGUCCCCAAGACCUGGUGAAGUUGUCAAAUGAGAGACAUGGUUGAAAUGAAGAUUAUACGCAUUUGGCAUUGGACCGUUUGAGUAAUGCCAUUAUGCAGGUUCAGAGGCAAUCUCUUGAAAGGGUUUCCAUUUGGGAUAAAUUAAGUCAAGCCAUUAAUUCAGGCCUAUUGAGAGUCAUUGCUUUGAAACUCAGGAACAUUUAUGAAAAGUUCUAUAGAAAGCUUACUGCCUUAGUUGCUAUCCCAGCGAGGGUAAACUUUGGGCAGGUGUUGCUGUGGUCCAAGAUUUCAAAUGUUCUACCUUUUCCCACAGUGUUUUCGUUUGGAAAAUGUCUGGCCUACAUUUAUUAGCAGCCAGGCAGCUAGAGGACAGUGUGUUUAGCAUGCUUUGGUGGUCACCUCUUUGCUGGUGUCCUCCUCAGUGUGACUAUUAUUAUUAUUAAGGAGAUUAUAAAUGGUCCUCACAAAAGGAAAAGUAAAGAUAUAUAUAUUUGCACUGAUAAAGGAAAGGGAAUGAUCUGGAAAGUGAUGCUGCAAGCACUGAAAACCAAAUAAAAAGCAACUAUAUGUAGCAUAGUGGAGCAAUUGAGAAUUUUAAUAUAUGUACAGUACAGAUAAUUUGAGCACAUACAGAAGUAACACAAAGCUGAGGCUACCUGAGCAGCUCAAAGUAGUGCUGAAAGCACUUUUCAUAUUCUCGCCAACUCUGAGAUUUUGCUUCUAUAAGGAGAUGUAGGCUUUUAAGAGCAGUUGGUAAAAUAAGUUUAUAAGAUAUCACACCUGCAGUAGGUUUCGUGUCAAUUGCCAUCCAAUAUUUUCGCAAAAUGUUAAGUAGAGUAAUUGGACUGUAAAGAGAGUCAUUUAAAACCUGUGGAGUUAAAUUGUAGCAGUUUAGCCAAAGCAGUUAAAAGUUUGGUUGUUGUCAAUCACUGCUCUCCAAUGAUUCUGUCACUCAUUAUCAAGACAUGCAUAACAAGAAAUGAAUACCAAGAAGACUAUUUUAUGUUAUUAAGUAAAAAGAAAAAAAAAAGAUUUUAUUCACCUGUAUAUAAACAGUAAAGUUAGUAGAACAGACGACAACAGCCAUUCAUAACUGAUAUCCAGAGCUUUUCUGUGCUAUAGAAGUAAGAAUGGAGGAAUAUACAGAAAAAUCCUGUGACCAGUUAUUGGUGGAAAAACAAUUUAUCACACUGAACAAGGCUAGCUCAAGAGAAACACAAAAUAUGCAUUUAAUGUGUAAAAAUUAUGUUCUGUAAAAUGAUUUCAUAACUAAUGUGCACUAUAUCAACAAGGAGAGGGGAUCAUACCAAAUGACCGUGAUGUGCUGAAGCGGUAUGUUUUUAAAUGCGUACACUGCCAUUUUGCUGUUGUUUCUUUUUUUAUGUGAAUUUGUGUCUAUAUCAAUGUGAAUGUAAAUAUGUCAAUAAGAAAAUUCUAGAAAUGUUGGCAUGAAAAAUGCCUGUGGAGAAAAAAACACUGUCUCAGUAUUGUGGAUUAUUUCUAUGUUUGUCUGUGUCAUUAAAUAUACUUU
Molecule: messenger RNA, 2814 nt
Organism: Scomber japonicus (chub mackerel)
Lineage: Eukaryota; Metazoa; Chordata; Actinopteri; Scombriformes; Scombridae
Gene: metrn
Product: meteorin, glial cell differentiation regulator
Exons: 4
Coding region: 172-1083 (303 amino acids)
Biological process (GO): glial cell differentiation; positive regulation of axonogenesis
Molecular function (GO): hormone activity
Source: RefSeq, a predicted model, not a curated record